UCCUGGAAUACAAGUUUUCAAUCAGGUUCUCUAUACAUACGAUACAACGCGGUGUGUAUGCGCAACACUUCAUUCUGUACGGAAGACGGGUAAGAGAGGAGGAAAUGGUUGCUACAGAUUUUGACCACUUUUUAGAACACAGAUGUUCUUGUGAGCGCCAAUUCUUUUUCUUCGCUGAAGUAAAAGCAGCUUCCAGUAACACAAAGACCGUUACCCACCGACGGGGGAGUUACAGUCCUUGAAGUCUGCACCGACAAGGACUCUUUGAUUUGGACGUCAGAGAUGUCUUAUAGAGAUGUUCUUGUGUUGUUGCUCUUGAUACAAGAUCUUGAUUUGGGCCAUACAGAGGUGGGAACGCGAAUCUCUCGUACUUGUGAGUACAGAGACAUCUAUUCUACUCAUUAUAUCUUGGUGUGGGAAGUGCAGACGGCGAGAGUAAGGAGAACAGUAGCAACAUGUCUGGCAUAUCCAGAACCUUUCAUCUGUUCUGUGUCCUCGGGGUUUUCCUCCUUGUUCUCCGUGACGACAAAAGAGACGCAGACUACACUCGCAUGGAACGCUGACACAAGGUUUUUCUCUUUGAGAUGCGUGCAGGGAAAAGAAAUAGCGAAUUGGACUCUUGUUACUUAUUCAAAACCGACAGACCUCACGUGCAGGAGUCCAGAGUUUACAGAUAACAGCAACACAGUGUCUGUGACGUGUGUGUCCAGUGUCAUCUUUCCUGAAGACCCACGAUGUGUACUGUACAUACAGACUGCCGUUGUAAGUGUUGGGAACCCUGGUUUUUGCUAG
Molecule: messenger RNA, 792 nt
Organism: Aplysia californica (California sea hare)
Lineage: Eukaryota; Metazoa; Mollusca; Gastropoda; Aplysiida; Aplysiidae
Source: RefSeq, a predicted model, not a curated record